CUCAUUUCCUCUUUAGCGGCACUCGAAAUCAGUCAGAAACUUUGCUUGCUAUGGAUUCUUCUCGUUCUACUCGCAACUUUGCUAAGAAGGACUGUAUCAUCGAGUUUGACGGUGCUUCCAAAGGAAACCCAGGAAGAGCUGGUGCAGGAGCUGUUAUCCGUGAUGCACAUGAUAACAGCGUGCUCCACCGUGUUCAAGAGGGUCUAGGCACUGCCACAAACAACGUUGCUGAGUAUCGAGCUCUCAAUCGUGGCCUCGAGUUUGCUCUUUCGGAAGGGUAUAGAAAUGUGCAGGUCCAGGGUGAUUCACAGCUCGUCUGUAAGCAGGUUCGAGGUGAGUGGAAAGCCAAUCACCCUCAAAUGGCUGAGCUUCGUAAUCAGGCCAGGGAGCUUGGGAGUCAGUUUAACACAUUCGACAUUCAACACAUUCCCAGGGAAUCCAAUUCUGCAGCAGAUGCUCAAGCUAACCAGGCGGCCAACCUCGCACAGGGUGAAAGGAAGUAUUAUUAGAAGAAGCCUAGAAGAAGGGAAUAUUAAUAAGUGGAGGACAUGUUUUCUUGUUUCUGGGAUCAUGUCUUUUAACAUUAUCAUGAACUUGCUCUUCUCUCUCUAUCUCUUUUGCUUUGUCUCAGCAUUAUGUUGACUUCCCAAGAACUUGCUUAUGCUUCACUCGUUUUAAAAUUAUGUUCUAGUAUAAUACUGUUUUCU
Messenger RNA from Eruca vesicaria subsp. sativa (arugula), 707 nucleotides. NCBI's taxonomy places the organism in Eukaryota, Viridiplantae, Streptophyta, Magnoliopsida, Brassicales, Brassicaceae. The record is from the annotation of a GenBank genome assembly.